This is a messenger RNA of Cuscuta campestris, 1186 nucleotides long. The record is from the annotation of a GenBank genome assembly. Lineage: Eukaryota; Viridiplantae; Streptophyta; Magnoliopsida; Solanales; Convolvulaceae.
GACAAUCCCCUUAAAUUAUGAUGCCAAUGCCAUACGUGUAAUCCCACUCCCAUCUCAAUCUUCCCUUCAAUUAAUUUCUCAGCAAGAAAAAAAUUUCUGAAAUUCUUUGCAGCGAUCAUGACGGUGGCGCCGGAAAACUUGAGCCGGGAACAGUGCCUGUACAUGGCGAAGCUGGCGGAGCAAGCGGAGCGGUACGAGGAGAUGGCGAAGUACAUGGACAGGCUCGCGGUCGACUCCGCCAAAUCCGGGCCGGAGCUGACGGUGGAGGAGCGCAACCUCCUCUCCGUCGCGUACAAGAACGUGGUCGGCUCGCUCCGGGCGGCGUGGCGCAUAGUGUCGUCGAUCGAGCAGAAGGAGGAGAGCCGCCGAAACGACGACCACGUGGCGCUCGUCAGGGAUUACAGAUCCAGGGCGAUUGAGUCGGAAUUGUCCGCCGUUUGCGCCCAGAUUCUCGGGAUUCUCGACCAGCAUCUCAUUCCGGCCACCGCGGACUCCUCGGAGGCGAGAAUCUUCUAUAUGAAGAUGAGGGGAGACUACCACCGUUACUUGGCGGAGUUUAAGGUCGGGGAUGAGAAGAAACAAGCCGCCGAGGAAACUAUGGCUGCUUACAAAGCUGCACAGGACAUUGCUGUGGCCAAUCUUCCCUCAACACACCCUAUAAGGCUGGGUUUGGCACUCAACUUCUCAGUGUUCCACUAUGAGAUUUUAAAUGCAUCAGAAAAGGCAUGUGGCAUGGCCAAACAGGCAUUUGAGGAGGCUAUUGCUGAGUUAGACACAUUGGGUGAAGAGUCUUACAAGGAUAGCACUCUUAUCAUGCAACUUUUGAGGGAUAAUCUCACUCUCUGGACUUCUGAUAUACAGGAUCACGGGGGUGCGGCUUGAUAUAUGCAUAGUUUCUUCGAGGAGGCCCGUCAACGAUAUAAUCUAAGGACUAUAUAUAUAUUGUUAUAUAUGUGUGUGUGUGUGCUACUUGUGAAGUGUGUCAACUUAGUUAUAAUUAGUAGGAGGAUUAUUUAUGGUUUAAAACUUGGGUUCAUUAAUUUGAGACCUCAAUUGAGAGUGAUGGUUGACAAUAUCAUUUGCUCUAUUCUCCUUUAAUCAUAUAUAUAUAUUCUCGUGUUCCCCUUCCCUAUUGAUGUGUUUUUUUUGUUACUAAUUCAUAUAUUAAUUAAUUGAUAUUUCUUGC